AUGGGUUUGCGGAGACAGCAAGCGAAUCUUCGUGGACAGAAAUCAAUGUUGCAAGCACUCCUGUCCCAUCCCGCUGGCGCACAAGGAUUCUGGACAACUUUUUUGACAGAUCCAGCAUUGAUCGAGGCAAUUGCAAGAUUUCCCGAGCUCAACAUGGGAGUUAUCUCAAGCUGCCUUGCAAUGUCAGCGACUGAAGAAGCCCUGUACGAGGGAGAUCCUUACAUGGCGGAGAGUGCUGGGUUGAGCAAGGCAAGGGCUUGCGUCCUCAUCGGCUCAAUAACUUCUCAGCCUGCUCCAGAGCGAGGAGACCAUGGCUUGAAUUGGCUGCUAGACCUCGUCGACUACGAUGCGCUGGAGCAGGCCCGUUACACUGUAGAGCUAAGGACCCAACAGGUGAAGAGUGACUCCGAAGUCCGACCGGUCGCCCAGAAGUGGAGGAACCAAUGCAACAUGACAGAUUCUCCAGCAAAUAAUUGCAAAUAUACAAAACGCUCCACAAAUCUGCCAUUACAAAUUUCAAAGUUGCGUCCUCGCUCAAAACAGCCUUCAGUGGAUAUUCCAGAUGCUUUCCAAAUGGGCUUUGGAAGUCAAGACUCCAUCUGGCCUGGCUGUAUGUUCACGUUGACGACAAGUUUGAAAGCGACAAAACCUCGCUUGUUCAUCGAAGAUGGUGGAGUUCGAGGUGAAAUUGUGUCGAAACACGAUCUUUCGCUCGUUUUCGGUCAGAUUCUCCAGUUGCGCAUCGCUGGUGUAGAGCAUGUGACAAGUCUUCCUCUGCAUCAUGCUGCAGCGUCAGACGUUGGCCAUUGCAUCAUUCGAGCUCUUCUAGCAGUCAGCCGUCGUCACGAUACAUCCCUUGAGCAUCUCACCUUCUGGAGGAUGAAGAUUGCCAGGCUCGUGGAGACGAACAUGAUGAUCAUGCACAUGCAAGCGACGGAGGUGCCUGAAGGAAGAGAAGAGCUGUUUCGAUUUGUGCUCUGCUACAUGCCUGGUUUGGUCCUGACAAGGAUGUCAGGAAAAGCAACAUUGACACCGCCACUGAACCUGCAGGCUCCACGAAGUCUCUGCAUCUUUCCACUUGCUCUGCAGCAUCUGCCAGACAACAUUUUUCUUCCAGUGCUCUCUCUUCGCAUGUGCAAAUUUGCACUUUUCCUCCACCCACUCCUUCUUCCUCCUCUCUUUCGCAACGGACACCGCAGCAUGCAGCAUGCUCGUCUACCAGGAAAGAGUUCCGACUAUCAGCACUGCAUCUGCCUCUUGCGCAUGCUAUCCUGUGCCCUCUUGUCGUCUUCGGCUGCUGCUGCUACUGGGAGGAUCCCAGAAUGUCAUUCGCACCCCGACAUCAUGGCAUUGGCCCUGAGGUGA
Molecule: messenger RNA, 1365 nt
Organism: Guillardia theta CCMP2712
Lineage: Eukaryota; Cryptophyceae; Pyrenomonadales; Geminigeraceae
Exons: 12
Coding region: 1-1365 (454 amino acids)
Source: RefSeq, a predicted model, not a curated record